This is a messenger RNA of Ambispora leptoticha, 1578 nucleotides long. NCBI's taxonomy places the organism in Eukaryota, Fungi, Glomeromycota, Glomeromycetes, Archaeosporales, Ambisporaceae. The record is from the annotation of a GenBank genome assembly.
AUGUCUACCACCACAAGAGAACCAAAGAGGAGAAGAAUAACUAACGUGUUGAAAGCGCCUCCAGAUCCUAAGAAACAGUUAAAGAAACUUAUUGUGAGCUUGACAAAAGACGGUGACAGUGUUUUGAACGAGGAAAACCUCAAGGAAGUAAAAAAGCUUUGCAAAGAAUCGAAUCAAUUAAUUGAUUUUACGUAUGAGACUAUACUUGACCAAAUAAAAAGUAAACGUGCCCAGGUCCGAUAUUCAACCCUGCAACUUAUCGACGUCCUCUUCAAUCGCUCCAAACACUUCAGAGACCUUGUAACAAACAACUUGACAGAAAUUCUUCAACAUACUAUUGGAUUACACCAAACAUCAUUACCUCCGCCAGCUGAUAUUGCUAUAAAGUUAAAAAGGCUUGGGGUCGUACUGUUGAAGCAAUGGAAUGAAAAAUAUGGCGUCUUUUAUAAACAGCUCACUCUUGCCUAUAGAGUCGUAAAGGAUAAUCCAAUAAUGAAUGUCACUGAAGCUGACGCUUCUAAAGUAAUUACGCACGAUGGAUAUGUUAAAAAACGGCAUGAGGAACAGGUGCGUGCAAUUCAAAACGAUGAGGCUCGUUUGCAGCAAAUUGAGAAGAAAAUGCAAGAAUCGAUUAAUGAUCUUAUUGUUCAAACUUUAGAUAUACUGGAGAUUUGUUUUGAGAUGUUAGUUCCAAAACCAGUUAAGGAUAUGGUUUCAUCGACCACUACUACAUCCGCUAUUGUUGAUGCUAUUGGAACUACAUCUGCUACAACUGAAGCUAUUGGAUCUAAUGUUAUUGAUGAUGGUCAGGAAUCAAUAUCCGCUAAGAUUAUGCGAGAAAACAAAGUUCCUAGAACAUUAAAAGAAAUGGCAGCAGCACACGGAUUAGGCUCGAGUAAAUAUGAACUGACCAUCACAAUUCCCACCAAAAAUCCAACAGGCGUGAAAGAAAAUUUGGAGAAUAAUGUCAUUUAUGAAAAUAUCCGUGAAUAUUCUAAAGUAUUGCUAAAACAUUUGGACAUUGUGAAUGGGUGGUUGAACGAUUUGGAGAAGUUGAAUGUAAAUAGCAAACGGCUUACUGAACAAGCGUACAACCUUAAAAAGAGGUUGGAAACUGUUAUAACGCGGUGUGAAGAACUUGGCAUUAGAGUGACAGUUGAAGAAAGAAAGGACAGUGGAGAUGAUGAUUCGGAUUUUGAGGAGGUAGAGAUAGCAAAAGUUAUAAUUAAUGAUGGAUCUACUAUUACAACAAUAUCCACCGAGACAUCUACAUCAUCAACCACAUCUUCGUCUCUUUCUGAAGAGACUUUGCUACGGCCAAAUCAACCUGACAUCACACCUUGUCGUGCCCGUCUAAAGAAUGGACAGUUGUGUCCACGGCGAGAUCUUUAUCGGUGUCCAUUUCAUGGAACAAAAGUACCUAGGAAUAAUUUUGGAGAUCCUAUUAUUAUAACAACCCCAAUACUGACAAAAUCUAAAAUUUGGGAGGAUCUUAACGAUGAAUAUGAGGAAUUUGAAGAGAUUAAUGUGGACGAAGAUAGUAUCGAUUUAGGAAAAGUAGACGCGGAUCAAGAUUAA